Molecule: messenger RNA, 6189 nt
Organism: Spodoptera frugiperda (fall armyworm)
Lineage: Eukaryota; Metazoa; Arthropoda; Insecta; Lepidoptera; Noctuidae
Gene: mbc
Product: dedicator of cytokinesis protein 1
Exons: 39
Coding region: 121-6099 (1992 amino acids)
Biological process (GO): small GTPase-mediated signal transduction; cell migration
Cellular component (GO): plasma membrane; cytoplasm
Molecular function (GO): small GTPase binding; guanyl-nucleotide exchange factor activity
Source: RefSeq, a predicted model, not a curated record
ACACUGUACGCGGCUGUGUCACAAUUUGAUUUGUCAAAUAUUGGUUUGGUAAAAAUGACGAGCCACAGGAUUUGUGUUCAGUAAAAAAAUAAUAUAAAAUUAAAUUGUGUGUUUAUCAAAAUGACUGUUUGGCGUAAACUGGAAGAUGGAGAAGUGUACGCUGUUGCCAUAUACAACUUCACAGCCAAACCCGGCUCCCUCCAUCUCUCGUUUGACGUCGGCGAGCUACUGCACCUUGAGCGAGAGACGGACUCCUGGUAUUGGGGCAAGAGCCUCAAGAAGGAUGUCAGUGGCGCCUUCCCCAAGAGCUAUGUGCAGAUAAGAGACUGUGUGGUUGACAGAUGUGGUGGUACGGUGGUCGCGUCAGCUGGUGGUAUCGGCGUGGUCCACGACAUAGCCGUUACUCUAAGAGAAUGGUUGGAGCAUUGCAAGAAGUUGUACGUUAACAACGAUGAGCGUCUUAAGUUUAUGGAGGUGAGCAUGCGAGCGCUGCUAGAGUUGAGAGCUCAGGCCGCCUCGGGAGCAUUGCCUCAGGACACGCUACGGAAAGUCGCCAGGACUGCUGUCUUCACUAUAGAUAAGGGAAACAGAACCCUAGGCAUGGAGCUAGCUGUGAGAACUGCAAACGGUCAGCUGGUUGAUCCUCUGAAGAUCUCCACUUACAAACUAAAUGCUUUACACGAUGACGCCAACGCUCGUAUUGAGAAGAAUAUGGAAACAACCCCCGUAACACCUCCACCAGCAACCCCACCCGGGGCUCGAACCUACACCAUAGCGGUUCGCGUCCACAACUUCGUGUGUCGUAUGAACGAGCCAGCAGAAAUAGCCCUAGCUCUACACGAUGCGUCGGGCGCUAAGCUAACCGAACAUUUGUUGCUACGGUGGCCUACAAACCACGUCAGUUCUGCCUUAGUCGUGUUUACUGAUUUCGGUAGCGAUAUAAUAAAGAGUGAGAAAAUAUAUUUGGUGUCAAAUAUUGUACGGAUAGGAAAUAUGGACGCGCAGAAUAUUGAUAAUAGACGCAGCUCAGUAGCCCAAACGCCGCCGGCGGUAUCACCGUCGGGUCGUUCCAUGCGUCGUCCGUUCGGCGUCGCCUGCGCAGACAUCAAGCGAUACGUCAACAUCGACUGUCCGAGCCCUGACAAACACAUACUAGUGCCUUUUUAUGCAUAUGAAAAGGAGAAUUUGGACUCUUUGCUAAAGAAGAUCAUUGCGAACCGUGACAUCAAGGACGCUAAACAUUCACAAGGAUUGUGGGUCUCUGUGAUGCUGGUAGAGGGAGAUUUGAAACAGAUUCGCGAAGAAAAUCCGCAUCUAGUAGUAGGUAACACAGCGGUAGCUCGCAAGAUGGGAUUUUCCGAAGUAAUAAUGCCAGGAGACGCCCGCAACGACCUCUACGUCACUAUUUGUGGAGGCUCCUUCUCCAAGGGAGGGGGCAAGUCCUCCGAGAGGAACAUUGAAUUAAUCGCCAAAGUUGUCGAUAAACAUGGACAGACUUUUCCGGGCGUAAUAUCAGUCGGCGCAGGAGUUCCAUUAGCAAAUGAGUACACGUCUGUAGUGUACUACCACGACGAUCGACCUCGGUGGCAGGAAACCUUUAAGGUGUGCCUUAACAUAGAAGAGUUUAAAGAAGCCCACUUAGUAUUCCUCUGUCGUCACCGUUCCUCGAACGAAGCUAAAGACCGAGCGGAGAGACACUUCGCUCUCUCAUACCUACGGCUAAUGCAGCGAGAGGGCACCACUACACCCGAUACUCAACAUAAUCUGUGUGUUUAUAAGAUCGACAAGCGCGCGAAUCAAUCCGAGGCGGAGGAGACGUGCCUGGGCCUGCCGUCCCGGCGCGACGAGCUGCCGGCGGGCGCGGAGCACGGGCUGGCGCGCGGCGUGCUGCAGCUCGUAGCGAGGGACGCGCUCGCCGUGCACACCAAGCUCUGCUCCACCAAGCUCACGCAGAGAGAGGAAAUACUCGGCGUAUUGAAAUGGAACACUCACUACGCGGAAGGCACGCUACGGAAUGCGUUGACGCAACUGUUGGUGGUACCCAGUGAAGAGCUCGUCAAGUUCCUGCAAGACAUACUGGAUGCACUGUUCUGUAUACUUACACAGGUACAAGAAGACCACGAAGACGAUGUCUACACGGACAACAGUUAUGGUGUCCUGGUACUCGAGUGUUUGCUCCGAGUCAUAUCUAUAGUAGCCGACCACAAGUACCAACACUUCCAGCCGGUGUUACACGUGUAUAUUGACGAUAGCUUCUGCGAUGCAUUGGCUUACGAGAAAUUAAUAUCAGUAAUGGUAUGGGUGAUUUCGGCCGCUAACGCAGGCGAUGCGGCGUUGAAGAGGCUUCUAAUGUGUAUGAAAUGUAUAGAGAGUCUCAUACGACUUAUUGUGAGGAGUCGACAGUUGAGGAGUGCGCUGGGAGACCGAGCUUCUGAUAGUGAAUUCUGCAUGUUGUUUGAGGCCCUUCUAAAACAAUUAGUAUGGCUCAUGCGUUGUGGAGACCACGCCCUCACGUGCCAGGGCUCGGCGCUGAAAUACCUUCCACACGCCGUGCCGCACAUCAUUAAAGUAUACCCCGAUACUGAACUCAGUGCCUACAUAGUCCGCGCACUAGAAGCGUUACCCCUAGGCCGGCUCAGUAAGCAAAGGAUGUUAGCGUUAUUGGAGUUGGUACGCGGCCCACUUUGUUCAGAGCCGUCGGCUCGAGCGCUACUAUUGCCGCAUCUAGCCGCCACCACUCGCGCAUUGCUCCGUGACAAGGCUGAGUGGGAUCGCGAGGCUGCCCACAAGUCGCGCUCCGUGGGCAAAGCGGCGCGGCUCCUCGGCGCAGACACGGCGAAGCUGCCAGACCACACGCAUCACCAACAGAUCGUGGAGCUUUGCGUGGAAACUCUAGGCGAGGUGAUGUCUCUUCUCGCGCGAGACGACGUCGGUCCUGUGGACGCAGAUCGCGGGGAACUAGCCAGGCGGUUGCUCCCGACUGUACUGAAGACUGCCGCUACUAUGCUGAGAGAUCGCAAGAGUGAGGGCCAGAGUAAUAGCGCUGAGGAUGCUUUGUUGAGACGAAUCCUCUCAGUCCUACUGGACAUGGUACGCCAAAUGUCAGAGAACCAGUAUUCGAUGGUCGUGAGAGCCUUGGAAGCGGAGAACGUUGGCGGGUCAGGAUCGUUGGUCACUGAUGCUCUAUCGCUGUUCCUGGCGAUAUUACAGCGGCCUGUGUUCAGACCUCAUUGGGCUGAUAUGCUGCAUUUACAGCAUUAUGUUAUGUUGCAUGCUUUGAGAUUACUCUCAACAACGCUUCGCGACCGUCUCUACUCGACAGAAGACUCUGACACAGAAACGCUAACAGCCAUUCACUCACUGUGUCGGACCUGGUUCGAAGCGGGGGCCGCGCUGGCCACGUCCUCGCCGCUACAGCUAGAAACAUUACCGGCGGCGAGGAAGCAACGACUGAGCGCUUUGUACGGCGAUGUUAGACGAGGUGUCGCUGAGUGCCUUAGUGAAAUGUGGUAUAGCUUGGACCAUCACAAGCGUUCAUUCAUCCCGUGUCUCGUGGGUCCGUUCCUGGAAGUAUCGUUCCUUCGAGACGAAGAAGUGCGGAACACUACUAUACCGAUAUUCUUCGAUAUGAUGCAGACGGAAUACAGUCAUAGUGUGUUGAAUGGGGAUGCAAACGAAAGCCCCCUAAAAGAACUAGAAAGCGAAAUGAUAGACAAGGUAGACGUGUUAGUCGAGAAGGGGUACGGGGAUUCAGUGUGGCGGGCUCGCUUCGUGUCCCUAUGCGGAGCCCUAUGUGGCGCGGCGAGUGGGCCGCUGCGGGUGGCGGCGGCGGCGCUGGUGGCGGCGGCGGCGCGCCAGCUGGACGCGCUGCUGCAGUACCGCGCCGCCGCGAGACGCUCCGCCACCCCGCACCGCAUGCAUCUCACCACGUGCGUGCUGCACUUCUACCAACAGAUCGAGAGGCCGCAUAUGUAUAUACGCUACGUCCACAAGCUAGCCAAAAUGCACCACGCAGCCCAGCAGUGGGCUGAAGCAGGACUGUCCCUGCGUCUCCACGCCAAGCUACUCGCGUGGAGCCACGAUCCGUUACCGCCGCGGCUCAGACAUCCCACUGUCGAACACGAUAGUCAUACUACGCAUAGGGAAUUGAAGGAAUACCUAUACCUCGUAAUAGCCGACCUAUUAAACCGAGGUCGUCAAUGGGAGUUAGCGGUGGAGAUAGUGAAAGAAUUAGUAUCAGUAUACGAAGAGGAGGCUCUAGGCUACGGGCCUCUUGCAGACCUCCAUACUCAAUUGGCGAGCAUGUACGAUGCCAUGUUGAGGACGCCCAGGUCCCAUCCAGGGUACUUCAGGGUGGUCUAUCAUGGGAAGGGAUUUCCUGAGUUGUUGAGGACGCCUUAUGGCUACAUAUACCGUGGUAAUGAAUACGAGCAACUACAAGAGUUCAGAGAUCGACUUCUAGACGAAUGGCCUGAUGCAGAAGUCUUACCGAAGUUAGAUCCACCCGGACCGGAGAUCACGGAAUCUGAUGGACAAUAUUUACAAAUAAACGCCGUGGAUCCAGUAAUGGGCGACAAACUGAAGCGUCUCUCCGGCAAGCCGAUAGCGGAACAAAUACUGCAGUACUACAAGCAUAAUAACGUCGACAAGUUUGAGUUCUCACGGCCUUUUUAUAGAGCAGAAGAGUCGCUGGACGGCUCAACGGAUGACCUAUCAAAUCAAAACGAAUUUGCAACUCGAUGGCUGGAGAGAACGGAACUAGAAAUUAGUGAGAAACUGCCAGGCAUUCUCCGCUGGUUCCCGGUGCGGUCGCAGCGUACAUACGAAGUAUCCCCGCUGACGGCCGCAGUGGAAGCGUUGAAGGACUCCAAUAGAAGACUGAAGUCGCUCAUCAUUGAGGCACGAGCACCUGACGCGCCACUACAUCCACUUACUAUGAGGCUUAUAGGUAUCCUAGACCCAGCAGUACAGGGCGGUAUAGUGAACUACGAGCGUGCCUUCCUAACGCCGGCGUACGAGGCGAGGCAUCCCGACCACGCGCCCCUACUCACUGAGCUAAAGGACUUGAUCGCUGAUCAGAUACCGCUGUUGAAGUUUGGUUUGGACGUGCACGGGUCCCGUGUGUCGGCGGACAUGGAGGAGAUGCAGGCACAUCUCAUGAAAUGUUUCCGAAGGGUGCAACAACACGUGCACCAGCGAUACGGACGGAAGAACUGUGACAUCGAAGUGGACUCGCCAGAAGUGCAGCUCCGCAUGCCGUUCCGCGACAGUUUCAGUAUGGACUCCAGCAACAACUCCAACAACAGGAUGUCUGAUAUAUCUACCGGCACUGAAACAUCGACGAAAGGAAGGUUCUUCAGUUUCAACGCUGCUAUCAAUCCUUUGACUAGGAAUAGCAGUACGGGCGUCGUAAGUCGCUUCGCAACCUUGCAGAGUUCACCGGGCAGAAGAAAUAAACGGAAUCUGAGAAAGAGCGAAGUGGGCACCCAAGCAAGCGGUUCACAAUGGUACACAUCCCACGCGACGCCAAACGGCUCGUUAAACAACAGCACAUCGACCGUCAACAACACAUCAAUCAGCAACAACAACAACAGUAUAACGAGCAUCAACACACAGACCGACACGCCGUCCGCGUCACCCUUACGAGAAUUGAGGCAAGAGGUGAGAAAAGUUUCCAAGGUAAAUUGUAUCCCUGAGGAGGUUCCCACGGAAAGGUUAAUAAUUAAAAAGAUUCAUUACAAUCUGGUGACCGAGCGCCCGCUCCGUGCUGAAGUGGAGCGCGAACGAAGACUGUCCCAACGAACUAGCCUCAUCACCUCCUCCGCACCACCCUCGAACCGAGACUCCGUGGGAACCACCGAUUCCAACCAAGAAGAAGAAGAACCUCCUCCAUUACCAAAGAAGUACGCCCACCGAAGCAUGGACCUCGACAGCGACACAAACAACAACGGGGAAUCGAACCCCCUCCCUCCCAGACACAACUAUGACACCGUUUGGGCGCCGCGAGGAUCAUUCCUGUACAACUCUAUAGCUCAUAGAAGGAAUACGACGAAUGAUAAAGCGCCCACGCCACCUCCGAAAAAACGUAACGCCCAAUAAUGUGUUAAAGGAAUUUAGACUCUAUUUCCAUGUUUAUAAAGCUUAUAUUAGCCUAAUUUGACAUUGUGAGCGCUGCAAAGAUAGUUGUAC